This is a messenger RNA of Mizuhopecten yessoensis (Yesso scallop), 5505 nucleotides long. Its product is annotated as CD82 antigen-like. The record is from RefSeq and is a predicted model, not a curated record. Bases 455 to 1330 code for a protein of 291 amino acids. The transcript is spliced from 8 exons. NCBI's taxonomy places the organism in Eukaryota, Metazoa, Mollusca, Bivalvia, Pectinida, Pectinidae. Gene Ontology annotation, cellular component: membrane.
GUGAUAGUCUCAAUCACACGGCGGGCCCUUCAGUGGAUAUCAACACAUUCAUCCCGGUAGCUGCUUUCUUACCAGGGGAUCCGUUAUACAGCACACAUCACGUGGUCCGAGCCUCUAUAGAGACCGUACCAUGCUACAGUGACUUUACAACGGGUUAUAAACAUGUGCGUGUGAGUUUUCCUGGAAUUAUUCAACUCGACACAGUUCCUGACCAUAUUGGAGCAUAAAACAAAAUACCAACGUUCAAGGAGGAUCUGAGGACGUAAAACAAUUUAAUAACAUUUUUUUACGCGAAUGACUGUUUGCCGUACAUGGUAAACGUGACAAUACCUCGGCCAUAUCAGGGCGCCUGUGGACGCGAUGCUCCGCUCUGUAAACCAUUAAUGACUUGCGUGUGUCUAAAAUAUUUAUGCCCUAACUCCCCCUGUGAUGGACCGUUGAGGAGGAUUCAGGCAUGAAGGUUGACAUUAAGCCUUCCCCUCUCCGAUGGUUUCUCUUCGCUAUCAACAUCAUCUUUUUCCUCCUUGGGUUUGCCCUGGUGGCUGCAGGGUUUGCCGUGAAGGUAAAAGGAGAUCUCAUUAAUGGACCGGUAGCGGAAUUACUCAGAGAACUGAACACACAGCAAGAUGGCGCCACACUCGCCGACAUGCUGGUCACUUUGUCGAAUCUCUUCAUUGCGAUAGGUCUCGCCGGAUUAGUGGUCUCGCUGAUUGGCUGUUCUGGCGCCGGCUGUAGUUGGAGAAGUUGCCUAAUAGCAUAUGGCAUUGACGUUAUCAUUGUAAUUGUGCUUGCUGUUGUUGCUGGUGUCUUAGCCUGGUUCCUGGGAUCUGGAGAACUUGCCUAUUUGGAGAACUCUAUGAAAGCGAACAUACAACGAUCCUACAGAGGUAGUCAAGCGAGCGAUACGGCCAGCCUGGCCUGGAAUUAUUUAUUUUUCUCGCUCGGGUGUUGCGGUGCCACUAGUUACAUGGACCUUGAUGACUGGAAUAGGACGGCACUGGUCGGCCAACAUCACAACAUCACCCUACAAACGACCACUCCAUUAUUUUGUUGCAAAGGUCUCAAAAUAUUUUCUGAUACCGAACCACCCAAGGGCGACAAUAAUUGGAACUGUGCGGCAUAUCCAAAGGAGAGAAAUUCAAAUUUUCUUACGGGUUGCGCUAAACAGCUCAGUACCAAGUUAAAAGAAUACUCAGCUACACUUUUUGUUCUUGGAGGUAUCUACACACUAAUCAUGAUCUGUUGCGCCAGUUCUUCUAUACUCCUGUUCGUUAUAAUGGGUCGCCGUACCCACGAGGAAAUAGAUCCGGGUGGUUUUGCAGAAACGUAAAUCAUCCCACCGUUUCGGUAAACUCCGGCAAGCAUCGGAAAUUAAUCCGAUGAUUGCCGAUUAUUGCCGAGAAAAUAUGCAAAUAAUUACAUGUGUUGUUUCUAUUUUAUUACUUAUAUACUUAAAUCUAUUCGUGAUAUAAGUGUCAUGUUAAUUUGUAUAUGCAUUAUGUACAGCUUUAAAAUGUUAUAUACAUCUACAAAAGAAGAGGAAAUUAUAUGGAUCUCAUAAAAGAGGAGAAAAUGUAAAUAUAAGUGCAAUGGGAGUCUUUUUAUACUAGACAUGUUAUCAUUUUUUCUUUUCCGACAUAAUAACUUUCUCGGUAGUAUCACUUACUUGUAUUCUUAGUCUCUUACAGAACUCAUCAUAUUAUUAUGAUUUCAUAAAUAAUGAAUGCCAAACAUAUUGUUAUGCUGAAAAUAAUAUGAAAAAUAAUUAACAAUAUCAAUCAUUCGACAAGGUCCGAUGUCCAAGAAAAGAGCAAUGUGACACUUAGUCAAACUGAUUAAAUCAUACUCUUCUAUUACAUGCUAAAAUGUUUGUAAUAAUUCUCAUCGAGUGUUGUUGGGUGACCUUAUCAAUUAAUAUGCAGUUUGUAAAUAAUAUGUGAUACUGGAGCUUAUGAAAUAGCCAUAUUGUGAUAUUAAUGCUUUUAUUAUAUUUUCAUUUUGAUGUCAUCAAUAUUAUUGAUAUAAUCUGAACAGUUAUAGGAUGUUGCGCGGGAGGUAUGAACAAAAUUUUGUUAUUCAAAAAUACGUUUAACUCAAUCCUUGUGUAAUAAACACUUAGGCCCUUGAAAUAUGCGUUUAAAUGUUCAGUGAUUUUGAUAAAUUGCGUUUAAAUUUUGCGAUGACUAUGAUUUCGUUAGAAUUGCGAAUUCGUUAUAGAUAUUCGUAAGUAAUAUAAAGUCGGUAGCAUUUUGGUCCCAUACAUCUAAUGCUUGCAAUUUGCACUACCAUACAAAUUCGAUAAAGCGAGCUAUAUUUGAGUCGUUUUUAUGACAAUGUUGGGAGGUGACACAAGACAUAACGCGAGGUGGCAUGUUGACAAAAUGUCCGAUUCCUGAUACACAAAUCUUGCGAACAUUUUCUAUCGGAACCCCUAGAAUGUGUGAGAGUAUGCAUGCGUGUGUGUUGGAGGAUGUACAAGUGUUCUGCCUGUUAUAUGACCGAGUUUCGAAUUAGGCCCUCCUGUACAUGGAAACUCUUAACAUCUCAUCUUGUUCUUGCUUCUUCGCCUUUUUUAUAUACUGUUAAAAAAUUGCACAAUAUCCGAAGGCAAUAUACGUCACUGUGCUGUGACGUCAUAAUCAAAAGACAUUUUUUCAUCGCUAUAACUACGUCACAACAUCGAAUACAUUCGUGCAUUCUAUUAGAAAGUAGAAACUCGUACAGUGGUAAAAAUCAAAGAUGCUACGUGGUUCCUAUUCAUCAUCAUCACUCAAGAGGUAAUAGUUGUAUUAGAGUCUAUGACAGAAAGCAACAUAUUGUACGGGGUUUUUUUCAUGACAUUAAUCUUUUCAUAUUGCGUUUUUCAUGAACAUUGUGCAAUAAAUGAAUAAUAUACUAGUAUUUAUUUCCCAUAAAACAGAUAUAAAUAGGUUCACAUUAGUUACGGGACUUUUCCCGUGUGUUACUGUACCAUUCUAUAUUUUGUAGGAUACUAAGAUUUGUGCAUCAUCGAUACUCCAGGGGUUACGCUCACUUACACUCUCUGUGUCCCUGAGUAUUUUAUAGCAAAAUUGAAGGCUCAGUGUGUGCCAUCUUGUUGUUCAGACAAGAAGACUAGUUCGGUCCUUUGAUGAACAUUAAAGGAAUAUUGCGGUCGUGCAACGGUAGAAAUUGAUUGGCUUUGAAGACGGGUGUCGCUCAUCUGUAAUCUUCAAAGGACAGGUAUCAGCCUGGCGAUUGGUCAGGAUUUUUAUUUUGACCAAUCAAAUAACUAUCUCGGUGCUUCCAAUGUUGCUAUGACAUAUGCAUGGGGUGCAGAGAGUGUAACUGAGCGUAACCCUGGAGUAUCCAGGAUGAGAUGUGUGUAACAUUGCAAUACUAUUUUCAAAGUGUUCACAGUGUUUUUAUUGUGCUGUUUCAUUGUAGUUACAAUGUAAUUUAUUCCGUCUUACUCUAGAUGUGAAUCAUGUACACUUGCUCAUCAGUUUCAUUACACAGUGGAACCGAAUAAGUCCAUGUUCCUCCGCAAACAAGGGCCCGAAAAUUGAUGUUUAGAAUUGUCACAGUCGUGACUGGAAACGUUCUUCCGUUAUGCGUGGUGUUUUGCUAGAAUUGCGCUGUAUUACAGAUACGAAAGGUCUUAACGGUGGAAGACUUCCGUGUGUUUGGUGUGUUGUUACUCUAUACAUUACAUGCUAUUUUACAUAUUGUUGGAACUUCGUAAACCACGAGAAAGUGAAAGUCGAAACAAAAUAUGAAAUACGUUAUUUUCAAGAUUAAUAUCGAAACUGCUGUUUCCUAAUAUUGAUUUUGUAAGUAACCCGUUUCAUGACCGUUGCAAUAAGUAGUUCAACCCUUUCAUUAAGCAAACGCUUCCCAUAUAAUUCAGCGAGCAGCUUGUUUGCAAUCUUGCCCAGCAUUUUACUUCUUAAAAUCUCAAACAUUGUUCCGCUCAAAUGUGUGUCAAUACCGAAUUCAAAGAUUGUGUUUACAUUCAUUUGAAUCAGAGUUUUGUUUCCGAUUCUUACAAUGUUUCCCGAUAAUUGUUAUGCGGAUAUUGGCGACACAUUUGGAAAUCCGUUGUUUUAUAUGUAUGCGAUUAAAUUUGUAGCUGAACACCACUGCAGGUAUCUGCGAAUCUUUAAGAUUUUACAUGUUUCGUUGGUACGCUUGAAUUCUUUGAAACAUAUGACAUGAUAUUGACUAGAGAUGGUUCAACUCCCACUUCAUGAUGUAUUUUGUAUUGCAACAUGUCGACAAUGCACAAUAUUUUGUUUGUUUCGGAACUAUUCAUAUUAAUUACUAUAAAAUUUGAAAUUUUCGCGGUAUACAAAAUUUCGCGUUUUUGCGUUCUGUAAGCAAACCCGAAAAUAUCCACACGCUAAUAUUAAUGUAUGAAUUAUUUAGAUUAUAGAUAUCGAAUUCAGAAGUACUGCUAACGCAAAACAUUUCACAUUGUGAUCAGUUUAAAUGGUCACAACGCGAGCAUCUCCACGCGCGAAACUUUCCGCUAUUAUAGAAUUAAACUAUCAUUACUGUAAAUGCUACGCUUUGACAUUAUCUUAACAAGCCAAAUUUAAUUUGCUAAUACUUCAUAUUGUAACAUAUUGCAAUCUAAUUAAAAUCAGAUGUCUCAUUACACUCCAUAACUUUGUGUAAUGAGAGAUCUGGUUUUAAUUAGAUUGAACAUAUUGUAACAUCAGGUUCAUUUUCUUAUUGUCAAAUGUAUACAUGUAUAUUCUAAUGCAUAAAAAGAAACUCUGAACCAUGAUUGGUUGGUGAACUUGGAAAGGUGCUUGUUGGAAUCGUGUUAACUUAUUAUUUAAAUAUUACUGAUGCUUCAUAUUAACUGUUUAAUGUUGAGUAAUGUUUUCACUCACAUUAUUUUAUCCUGCAGCCCAUACAUUUGACCGAACAAAAAGGAGAUGAUAAAAAAUGUAUUGAUUUGUAAUACGCCAAUUUAAUGAAAAUGGAGCUAGAUUGCUUUAAAAUUGGCAAUUGCACACAAUAUCGGAAAGGGUAAUUACCGGUUGAUAAAAUUAAACAUAUUUAUCAAGUUGAAAGUAUAAUAUUGAGAUCCGUUCAUCGUGUUUCAACACAUCUAUACAUGUAGCAGAUUCAUUUUACAAAAUGUUCUUGAUUUGCUUGUAUUCAUAUGUUAAAUUUGAACUACUAACCACUGGCUAAAUCUCAUUAAGUUUGGAGAAGCUGAGAUCAGAGAAGAGACAAUAUCGAUGUCAUAAUUGACAUGAAAAUCACAUUCUUGAUGAAUUCGUGUCUUUAAUCAAAUUUGUGGGUUGCAGAAUAAAAAGAAUACAUUGUAAGUGUGUAAAAAUACGAGGUGAAGAUGUACUGAUGACGUCAUCAUCUUCAUAUCCUUUUGUUAUUUCUAUGGUAACCAUUGUGCUAUGAAACACUGAUUAUGUAUUCUUAAUAUGUAUUUUCUAAACUACUAACACUUUUCAUACUACUUUUUCUGAAAUAAAUAAAAAUGAUAAAAAGUAC